Gamsiella multidivaricata is the source of this 1988-nucleotide messenger RNA. RefSeq lists its product as uncharacterized. The record is from RefSeq and is a predicted model, not a curated record. NCBI's taxonomy places the organism in Eukaryota, Fungi, Mortierellomycota, Mortierellomycetes, Mortierellales, Mortierellaceae. The transcript has a single exon. The coding region runs from base 462 to 1853 and encodes 463 amino acids.
ACAGAAUCGCCUACAUAUGAUCUCUUGCUUUCCUGGCUCAAGAUUGCCGUUACGCUGAUGCCCAGAGGGCUAUUGUUGUUCCCUGAAAUAUGAAACUUACGUAAGCAUUGGCCCGGUCUCCCUCCUCUUGCUGUUGAGCCAAAGCAUCAGCUUCGUUCCGAUCUCAACGGUUACUACCUCCGUUCCGGAUAAGGAGUCGCUUCUAUAUAAUCUCCUGCUCCGCAUGGUCUGCUUCUUUGUCUUUUUCCUGGAAUGCUCCGUCCUCUAAAAAGCCCGACGGCGUAUCUUUGCCAGUAUACACCGUUUAUGCCAUAAUCUUGGCCCUGAUUGGUCAAAAUUUAACCUCACCCUCACCCUGGCUCUGAAAGAUGACAGAAUUAGAAUAUGAUUCGUCCUGAUCAUUCCUGGUCAUUCUCAUCUUUGCACCAUCCCACAUCCUCAUCCUCGUAAUUUCACCAACCAUGAACCCUCUAGAGCUGCCAGAACUACGAGCUCAUAUUAGUCGAUACAUCUCCCCUUCGACAGCAUCGAUCUGUGCGCGUGUGAGCAAGGACUGGUCCAAGGACUUUGCGCCUCAAGUAUGGCACACCCUCGAUUUCCAAAUGUUUGACAACAAAGAUGCUCCAGACGUCAAGGUCUUCAACAAAUACGGCCACCACAUCCGAGUCGUCAAACACCUUCAAACAGCCUUUAAAAUGUCGCUCCUACAGUCCUCUAGUGUCUCUAAUCUCGAGAGCCUAGAUCUGAUCAUGGACUCCUCAGAGGACUGUGCAAGGUACGCCAGUUUUGUGCUUGCCCACAACCACGCCUGCUUAAAGUCGGUCGGGAUCAUCGGAAGCUUCCAGGCAGGCGAGCGGAUGAUUGCUUACUCAUUCUCACACAUCGUCGGACUUGGUCUCGGAGUGCCCAUAUUCUCACGGUUAACGCAUAUGCAGCUCCACGGCCUAGGCAUGGUGCGGGAGACCUUCUCAUGCAUGCUUGCGGACUGUCCGGUCCUGGAGCACUUGGAGAUCCACGACACGAUCAUGAUCGAUGGCGUCAUUUCACACAUCCAUCAAACCCCCUCCGUCAAGACUCUUUGUGCAGACCUGCGUCAAGUCUUUUACAUGGACCCGGAUGAUGUCACCCAGGUCCCGCUCCUGGCACAUUUUCCGAACCUCAAAAAGUACGACACAGGAUCCUUUGAGCACCUGGAACCGUUUACGACCUAUGAAAUGAUGCAGUACUACGUCGACAAGUUUUCUCCGCAGGUCAUGUCCCUCCGAGCUCUGUCGACGGCCUCUCAUGGGUUGCUGAUGGAGGUCUUCAAGGACCUAACAGAAAUUUGUGUAUCCUAUGAGAACGUCUACUUCCCCGACAUUUUCCACCACUAUGAGACCUUACAGGUCGUCAGGAUGUACAAGAAGUCGGAGGAUUGCUAUGAGAGAGAUAGCUAUUUUGAUCUUGAAGAUAUACGUGCGGAAGAAGGUGCGAUGGUCCAUGUGAUGGCCUAUAGAUGUCAUGGCCUGAAGGUGCUGGACAUGCCAUUGCACAUUGCGGAUAUCAGAGGUCCGGAGGUGUUACCCUGGGGGUGCGCGGGAUUAGAGGAACUUCACAUGAGGUUCAUGAGUCUCGAUACUCCGGAAAAGAUCAAUCACACACUGCAGAUGUGGGUCGAGAGACGCAAGUUGAUCCCAAGCGCUGUAGGAGAUACAGAUUCGAGUCAAGGACGUGUUCAAAUCAACGGUUGGGGUACUCAGAUACGCGCGUUUUCGAAGGAGAGCGAGCCAAUUGAGGAACGCGUCGUGAGACAUCUUUUGAGGUUUAGGAACCUACGGAAGGUUUGGCUAGGAACUACCACUUGGACAGCCUAAGUCUGAAUUAGUCCAAACCAUAUACCAAAUAGCCUUCUUUACUGUACAGAAAAAAAUAAAACAAUGUCCAUUUUGGCAUAGGACAAAAGUAUAAAGAGCUGAGGAUGGUGAGUGCUCUUGGAUGCGCGAUUUACG